Molecule: messenger RNA, 33792 nt
Organism: Podarcis lilfordi (Lilford's wall lizard)
Lineage: Eukaryota; Metazoa; Chordata; Lepidosauria; Squamata; Lacertidae
Source: the annotation of a GenBank genome assembly
GGGGGCCCCCCUUCGGUCCCGCGCGCUGUCUCGGCCAAGAUGGCGGCGGGGACGGCAGCGGCGGCGGCGGCCGUGGCCCGGCUGGAGGGCCGCGAGUUCGAAUACCUCAUGAAGAAGCGCUCGGUGACCAUUGGCCGCAACUCCUCGCAAGGCUCGGUGGACGUGAGCAUGGGCCACUCCAGCUUCAUCUCCAGGAGGCACCUCGAGAUUUUCACGGCCCCGCCCGCCCAGGCCGCCGCCAACAGCACUGCCGGCCCCGCCGCCGCCGCCGCCGAUGGGACCGGGCCCCAGCCCGAUGGUGCUGCCGCCGCCCCUGCCGCCCCUGUACCGUCUGGCGGCGGGGGCGAUUUCUAUUUGCGCUGCCUCGGCAAGAACGGCGUCUUCGUGGACGGGGUGUUCCAGCGCCGGGGGGCGCCGCCGCUGCAGCUGCCCCGAGUGUAAGUGCGGAGCGGAGAGGGAGGGACGACCGGGCGGUGCGUGCGAAGCGGACGGGUGGAAGGAACACGCGCUCCGGCGCCACUGUGACCUCCUUUUCUUUUCUUCUCUCUCUUUCUCCCCCCCCCCCUUUCCCCGUUCCCGGUGUGUCAGUCAGGGGGGCGUGAGAGAGGCGGGUUCAGGCCUCUCCGCCAGGCGCUCCGGAGGAAAGGGAGGGACGGCACCACGCCUUAAGGCUCUUUCUGGCCGCGGCACCCGGGCAAGGAGGCUUGAAGGGUGUCUGCAGCAAAGGAGCAGCAGCCGCACCUGAGCCCGGUUUCUUUUCUGCCCGGCUGGCGUGGGCAUCGCGCGUGGUCGCUCGCCCGGUUUCCUAGCGCUUUUUGGAGCCGUGAUGAUUUAUAUAUAUACCCCAGCCCCCCCCCCUCCACCACCGGGCGGUGUAUUUAUUUGGAUGUAACUCGUGUUGGUUCGAGGCUUAAGUCGUAAAGGCUGCACAGCCCUCGACCAAAUAACCCCUUUUGCCCGCAACGUUGAUCGGGGCGAGAGCCUCCUUUCAAGCCACGCACAUCUGUCAUCUUAUCGAUUUGUAUUUCCCCCGAUGCUACAGGAGGCUCCGUGUCUUCCAAGGGGAAAACGAAGCACUACAGACCUCCAUUCCGUGCUCUGAACAAGAAUGCCUGGUGAUACAAAAGCCUUGUGGCUAAAAUGUCACUCCGGGGUUUAAAAAUAAUAAUAAUAAUUCAGAAAGUGUGGUAUGGUUUAGAAAUGCGCUGCUUUGAAAUGAUAUCGAUUAGGAAAUAUUCAUGGAACAUCCUUUUUGAAACACAGUCGCUUUCGGAGGUAUUUAAAUAAUACUGCUUGUUAACCAAUUUUCUAAAUAAAAAAAAGCCCCAGCAACACUUGUUUUAAGUCAGCUCUUUUUAGGCACUUCAAUACUUUUUACCAUUGCUUAGUUAUGUUUCUGUGUAUAAUGCUGUAUUGUCAAUACAGUUAAAUGACUUGUUUGACCUCUGUCAACCGUGACUUCCAUUCAUACUGUUGGCAACGAUACAGAAAAGCAAAGCAAAUAGUCUGCUUUGCCUUGUUGAGUUAUUUUGUUGAAACUGAAAGGAAUCUGUUAGGAAGGCACAAAUACUGUACAUUGUUUUUAACCAUGGUUGUGCUUCAUGUACUUAAUAUACUGUAAUGUAAAAGAAAAAUCAGUUUUAUAAUGAGUGAUGGGAGCAGGUAACUUUUAAUUUUAAAAAUUGAAAUGAUACUUUCUCCUCCAAUCCACACCUGAUGAUUUGUCACUGUGAAUCUGAAUAUUCAUUUGUGAGGAAAAUUCUCUUAAGCAUUACAUUUGUGAACUUGGUCUGUUCAUUGUGAUUAUUUUGAGAGAAUACUUUAUUUAAUUUUGUAGCUUAAUGGGUUGUGAUAGUUUUCAGAAGACCUUACAAAUCUAGGAAUAUAGGAAGUCAGGUAACACGUGGUUUGAAAUAAGACUGCUCUGUGUUUACAUCUGUUAUUGUCAUGAUUUCCUUCAGUGCAUUAUAUGCACAAAUAGCAAGCCCCCCCCCAAAAGUUGGGAAAGUUCAAAGUCAUUAAAUGGUUAAAUCACCCUCAAGGAAAAAAAAUGCUGUUUAAAAUGUUAAUUUCAGGAUGUAGCUAGCUGUGUUAGUGACAUGUCACAGCAUUCCAAUCUGUGGUGUGUCUGAGAAUGGUGUAACAUAGUUCAUCACCUACACUGAGUUACCAUUUGCAAAAGAAUUUUUGAAAUAAUAUGCAAAUGUUAAGACUGAUUCCGUUUUAAGCAGCACACUGAUAAUGCUAUAUUUAUGUGAAAUAACUAGUUAUUAACUUAUAAUGUGUAAUUAUGUGGAAUUUACAGCUGAUUUUAUUGUCAAUAGUUUAUUUGAGAUUUUCAUCUUUCUUUCUUUCUUUCUUUCUUUCUUUAACUCCCUCCACCCCAAUAAACUUGAUUCCAAAUGUAUUUAAUUGGAUACAAGCCUUGGUGAUUUCAGUCAAAAUUUCAAGUAGAUGGACUUAGAAUAAAAUCAAGGUCUGGUCCAGUAACCUGGUGUGUGAUUAGUUAUGUUCAUCUUGAACAGCUCAGCCUGUGUGCAAUUUCCUUGUUUGAUCCUUUCAUCACUUUUAAGCAGUUUUCUAGCAUCUUUCUGUUACUCAUAGUGGAUUGAGGGCAAUAGGCAAAACAAUAAAACAUUGAAAGUCUCUUAUGUGGUACUGGACAGACUUGUAGAAUAUUGUAAAUAAUAAGAGAUCUUAAUCUUGUUUAACUUCAGAAUGAGUGCUUAGGUAAUCUUGAGAUCUGCUUACCAAGGGACCUGGAGUGAAAUUCCACCCCACUGAAGUCAGUUAGGAGCUUUGCCAGGGUUUCAUCAGUGGUGUUUACUUAGACUUUGAAAAAGCCUGUUUAGCUAUGAGUAGUUAGUCCAGCUUUCAUUUAGGCUCAACAGCUUUUAAUGUCUUUAUAUCUUGAUGCUGAAAAAGAGUGUGCUUACAAAUAUUGGUGGUUUGAUCAAAACUUAUUUUCAUUUCAGUAGGAAAGUUAAGCUCAUGUUUCAGCUUGUAGAAUCAAAUCCUUUUAUAAUGUGAAGGCAUAUAAAGAAACCUUGAAUUCUGUUGCCAAGAAAUAAGGUUUUUACAAAGUUGUAUGACAUAGAUCUUGUUUAAAUCUAAUAAUCAUUGGUUUAAAAACUAUGAAAAUGGAGCUUGAAUAGCUUAGCUGUGCAAGAGUUCCAAAUUAUGUUUUGUGGCUUGCUUCUUACCAUGUUUACUUAGAAAUAACUCCUGGAUUUUAAUUCUCGUUACUUCUAGUCAUACAGCUCAUUUUGCAACUUGUGCACAGUGCAAAGCAAUGUUUUACAUUAGUGUACUACGCACUUGAAGUCUCUUUGUAGACAAGCAAUCCUGCUUUGAGAUUCAGUUUAAAGUGACACAUUGUAAAUUUAUUGUGAACUAGGGAGCUUUAAGUUAGCUUGUAUAUUUUUCAUAUGUUACGUAUCUGAAAUUCACAUUAACCUUCUGUGUUACAUUCCAUGUUUGGGGGUUUUUAUUUUUUUGUUGUUCCACCAAUCCUUCUUUUUUCUUGGGAGUUUUUGGUCUGACACUCAGAGAUUUGACCUUAAUUAAUGUUAUGGUUGUCCCACACCCUAAAGAAGGUAUAGUAAAAAUCUAUUUUGUGACAUAUUGGUUAGCAUAUUGGGCUAACUCAGUUGCUUUUACUCUUUAUAGUAAAAAUACUUAUUUUCAAAUGUGUAUGCUACCAAUGAGUAGCCUGGAAUUGUUCUAUCUGCCGGAAUACUAGCAGAAAUUGAUAAUGGAGAUAGUUAGCUAUGAGUUACAUGUAUCCUUAUCGUGGUUACAUAGCAGGUUUUGUUUAUCUUAAACAGAAAAUUUUGAUUCAGACUGUAACUAGUUGUUUUACACACAAGCCGUGGUGUUUAUCUUGCUUAGUGUUUGUGUUUUGAGGAAGCAGUUUGUAUACUGGCAAAUCCCCAAUCUGACAAAUCCCUAUUGCAAAUUCAGGUGUUUUCCCUCCUCCUGUUUGGAUACCUUAGAAACCCAGUAUUGGCCACUUAAAAUAAUUUUUAAAAUUUGCUCAGAUUAAUUUUUCAUAGCAGUUAAGUCAGCUUAGAAAUAAUAAAAUUUUAAAACACAGCUUGGGGUGUCUUCAUUCUAGGUUUUGAAACUAUAGUUUAAAACAUAGAAAGAUGGAAGCCUUCUUUCAAUCCAUAUACAUAUCUAAAAUGUGUAAGUAUUGAGAAGUAUGGUAAGUAGUUGUUGACUGCACAGCAAAAGUUAAGGUGGAGGCCUUGCAGUUAAUAGGUAUACACAUUGAUCACUUUUCUAUUUAUAAAUGAAUUGUUUAAAGUUGUAUCCUUUAUUGCUCAAGUGGCCAACCUGUGGCUCAAGUAGCAGACAUCUGCACACCUGGACAGGAGCAGAAAGAUUGCAAGUGUGAUUAUGCCAUAUGCACUCCAGCCAGCUUCCUCUUUGCAACAGUUUCUCUGUAGUUUAGAAUCAAAAUUAUAUUGGAGUCCAGGAGGACUGCAUCUAUUCAUUAGUGUGUAAUAGAGUAGCACUCUCUUAUACUGUGAACUGGACUUUUAGACACACUUGCCCCAAAGGUUGGCUAUCACUGCUUUGAGCAUUAGUAAUAAAAACAUGAAUGAUUGAUAUCUAUUGACUGCUGUAGAAUUAACAUUAGAUAGAGAUUGGGAUCUCAAGUUGCAACAUGGCGGACAGCACUUCUGCUUCCCCUCAAUUUUUGUCAGUUCCCUGUUGCUGUCCAGAUGUAAUACUAUUCCAGAGGCUUCCCCAGUGCUUAGGAGUGGAUUUUCAGAUGGUUACAAAGCUGUGGUCCAAGUCAGACUAUAUAUACUGUUAUGUGUAGUCUUCUAGUAGAAAUAAGAAACUGGUGUUCCAUGUUUCAGUCUCUAAAAUAUUGUGUGCUUAUACAGUACAUGUCUUCAGAAUAAACACACAUUUCUGGAAUAAAAGAAUGAUGUCAAUGAUUGCUUCUUGGUUUUGAUGGUAUUUAUUUGAAGUUUCAGUGAUGUGUUGUGUCUUUAGGAGUAGUUAUCACUUUAAAUACAUGCAAACGUAUACAUUUAAGCAGUAAAUACAAAUAGCAAUAAUAUUUUCAUAAUAAGGAGUCUUUCAAGAACAAUAAUAUUUAGAAAUGCUUAGCUUAAGAUGUACCUCCUUCAGACGAAGAGUCUCUACCCUGCUUCGUUUAAUCCAGUUCUAUACUGUAGACAACUUCUGAUUUAGCCCUUACUAGCAUGUCUGUUCAAUAUUGUAUGUAAACAAACUGACCUGAGUCGGUUUAUGAAUUAUUAGCUUCCAAAUUCUGUUCAUUGAGAAAAGGAAUAGGCACAAUUGCCAGUGAAUCACUAAUAAAUCUUACUAUACUGUGGCAGAUUUUUAAAAUUUGGUUCCUUCUGAGAUAAGAUUUGUUUUGGUUCAACAUAGGUAGUAUGAACAGAGAAUUCUAAUCUUGUGAUAUAGUAAGCCAUAGAACCUCUAGGAGGGAUUGCUUAAGAAUUUGAAGAAAGGUUCAAUUUACUACUUGUCUUGGGGUCAAACCACCUGUUAAAUGGGAAAUCCAUGUCUGAUUUAUUAAAUGUUUUUAAAAAUGAAAUGAAGCUGCAGGGAGCUUCUAAUUUGCCCCCAACUCCUAUUGGAUAAACAGCAGUGAUGGGUUUAGGAGUGGGUAUUAUGAGAAAAUUACGAAGGGAAGAUUUAAACACCCCUUUGAAAGAACACACAUGCUACUCUAUACAAAAUGAACUUACAACUACAUUUCAGUUAAAAAAGAAAAAUCAAUCGCAAAAAUCCAGUAUAAAUGUGUAGCUUGACUCUUAACAAAUACAAUGUAGGAUUCCCAAAGAGUAGUACAUCAAUAAGUUUCUAAUACAGGAGAACAGAAACCUUUAUCAUGCUGAAAACAGAAACAGCUGGUGAUAGCCUCUUGCUCUUGAACAUUAGACACUUACAGAAGGCAAGAGAUCUGAUCUAAACCCAUUAGUGAAUACUCUGUUUAAAACACUAGGCAUCAGUUUUGUUCCCAAGACAGAACAGCAUGUGUAGAACAGCAUUGGUGUUCAACUGCUAUAAACAAGAUCAAAAACUUGUAACAGACUAUGAAUCCCAUGGAAUAACUUCUGCUGUGCAUCAACUAAAAUGUAGUUACUAAAUAGUAAAAAAAAAUAUGCUUUUACUAUUUGACAUCUGGCACAAUUCAUAGGAGAUGCUUGCUGGUUAAUACAUUGCCAUUGCAUGUAUUCUACAAACUGCAAUAACUGACUUCUGUGCCCUUUCAUAUGCCACUUACAUUCUAAGCAUAUGAAGAAUACCGGUAGAUGUGACUUCAAGGGUGUGCUAUAAUCAAUCUGAGUCCAGUGGAUUUCAGUUCAAGAGUAUUUUCCUAAUGGUAACUGAACAAGUUUCUUUUAAACAGUUUUAAACAGUUCCUCAGAAGAAACUGCUUUAGUUGUUCUAAGGUAAAGCUCUUCUGACUUAAAAUGCAUUGGGCAUCAUUGUGCACCUUGAGGUCUUUUCUUCUCGUGGUUUCCUGUUCUGGUGCCUCCCUGUCUUCCUUUUGGUUUAUUUAGUUUUUCAUUCACAGUAUAGUUUAAACCUCUAUUUACUUUCUUUCUUAUACAAUAUAUCAAUCUGUUAUCGGGAUCCAGAAGACUCAUUUUCAGCUUCUAACUAUAAACAAAUAUUAUGAGCUUCCAAUUUUCAAAGACAUAUGGUAAAUUGGGACCCCACAAUAUUAAUUUAAAUUCCUUAUUGUGCUAUCAGAGAGCCCUGGAGGAGAAAACAAAAGAGAUGCAUUGGUGAAGCACUGAGUUCUAACAGGAAAUAAAAUAAAACAGAAAACAAAAGAUACCUAGUUGAAAUAUUACAUAGUAAAUAUUGUAAUGGAAGGGACCCAAUGUAUCCCAGUAGCCUAACAGAGUCCCACCCGCUCAAAAAGUAUUAUAAAUAAGAAACCAGUGUUACAGGGUUGCACUAUAAGAGUGUUAACUAAGUCAUGAUGAAGGCAGCAUGGAUUGUAAAGUGAUUCAGGUUUUGCUAAGAUGUUUUGCAAAUACAGUGGUGCCCCGCAAGACGAAAGCCUCGCAAGACGAAAAACCCGCUAGACGAAAGGGUUUUCCGUUUUUCGAUGCACUUCGCAAGACGAAUUUCCCUAUGGGCUUGCUUCACAAGACGAAAACGUCUUGCGAGUCUUGCAAUUUUUUUCGCUUUCCCCCCCUUUUUCUAAGCCGCUAAGCCUUUAAUAACCGCUAAACCGCUAAUAGCGCUAAUCCGCUAAGCCGCUAAUAGGGUUGCUUCGCAAGACGAAAAAACCGCUAGACGAAGAGACUCUCGGAACGGAUUAUUUUCGUCUUGCGAGGCACCACUGUAUUUCAAAGUGCUGCUGGGGUUCACAUCAACCCUAUUAACAUACAAGGGUGGAGGAUAAGCUACAGAUGAUCACCUUACUUAAUCUAUUGUGGGUAAUGACUGAGGCUACUAAUGCUGGAUCGGUGUCAUAAAACAAAAUUGGGGCAACAAAAGCAGCAGCAGGAAGUGUUACUAAAAGGAGGAACUUGGAUUUUUGUUGAUGCUUGUAGCUGGAUCCUGAAAAUUAUAGGAGAGGUUACAUGAUGGCAGCCUUCACUGUAGCUCUGCCCAUUGCACUAUGUCACAUAACAUGAGCAGAAAUUUUCUGUUAAAUACAAUAAAUAGCAUUGGCAACUAUAGUCCCACUUAGUUUUGCACACACUUUCAUAGAUGUGUUUGUGUUGUUUCUGGUAAACAGAAACUUUGUAAACAGAGCUUGUAAACAAGCAUGAGUGGUAAUAUAGUGGCAGCAUACUUCUUUUCUCUUUCCAUCAAAUUAAUUUUUCUCUCCAGUUACUCUUUAGAUUGGUGGGGAUAUACCUGUUGACUUUAGUUUUGCUGGGCUUGCCUCUCUGUCUUGGAAUGACUUGCAGCAUUGCAUGGGAGGAGUAGACAUUGACAUUCACAUAAUAAUCAGUAGAUGACACACAGACUGCAUAGUGAAUGAAGAGAUAAUAAUUAUUAAGCUAUUUUUGUAGUCAUUGUAGUUUCCCUCCAAAGAAGAAAAUAGUGAUUCUGGUUUGGGGUGAUUUUGAAAGGAGAAGCUGUUGAAUCUGCAUCUUAUCUCAACAUUCCUUAUGCAGUCCUGGGUUUCUAUUUAUAGAUAGCAUGCUAUAAAGGUAAAGGUAGGUAUUGCUACUUGCUAUCAACUCUGUGAAUACUAUAACAAAAAUGUAGACACAAUUUUUAUUUCCCUAUUUGCAUUUAUAUAUCACCAAACUUCCAUGCAGGUACUGGCCUCACAUGUCUUCAGACCAUACUUUGCGGACUUCUCCCUAACGUGUUUGCUUCUGUAUAUCUUGAAAUCUAUAGUUUCAGUUGUGUGAAAGCAACAACAUUCUGAUGAUCACAUACUGAAUUUUGCAAAUUCAAAGAGCAGUUUGUUUUGUGGAAUGCAAGUCUGUUUAAGCUUGUUUCAAUAAUCCAAGAAACUAUGUAGCAUGAUCCUAAGCAUCUUGAUUCAGAAACAAAGUCCCACUGAGUUCAAUGAAGCCACAUUUACAUUUCUUUCCUCCAGAAAAACUGUUAUGUUUAUGUUUUUAAAAAGAAAUCAAUUUCUUUUUUCAGACUGUCAGUUUGGAAAUUUGGGAUACAAUGUUAUGGUGUUUCUAUUCCUAUCUGAACAGCUAGUUCUAGAAAGUGGGGCUGAGGUGCUACAGCUUGGUUCAAGGACAUUUAUGUUAUAGGGUCCUGCAGGGUUCCAUCUUGUCCCACAUGCUGUUUUAUAUAUUAAGUGCCAUCAAUAAGUGAGUGAAACCCAGCACUACUUUCAUUUUCAGCUGAUUCAAGGAAGGCAAUGUAAGUACCAGAUCAGCAUCUGGGUUUGAUUAUAGACUGAAUGAGAGUCAAUAAACAAUCUCGGAGGAAUUCAAUGUUGUUUGCCAAGUGGAACAACCCCCCCCCAUUUGUUGUUCUCCUGACCCCCAAGAGCUGGUUUUGGGGUCUUGAGGGGGGGGGAGCCUCAUUACUUUACUGGUACUCAUUGUGCUGGCUGAAACUAAUAUGGUCCUCAGUCUAGAGAAGAUGGAGGUGCUGUUGGUAGGUGAUUCAUUUGUCCAGUUUAGUGAUGUAGAAACUGUUCUGGGUGAACUUUCCCUUCUUCUGAAAGAGCAGGUUUGUGUUCUGGUCCUCCAUCCAGCUUUGUAACUGGAGAGGCAGGGGCACAGAGUGCCUUACACAAGUUUGAAUUCUUCCUGUACAGAGGGAAUCUAGCUCAGUUAACUAUGCCUGGCAACCUCCUGGUUAGACUAUCACAAUGCAUUAUACAUAACAUUGACUUUGAAGAGAAUUCAGAAACUGCUGUUAGAGCAAAAUACUGCUAUGAGAGUGCUAACUGAAAACCAGGUGUUGGGGCUGAAACCUUGUUGAUGCUGAGACAUAUAUCUGGUUCCCUGUCCUUACUGGACAUGAGUCAAAGUACUGAUGCUUACCUUUAUUCAAUAUGAGCAUGCUCAUGCCUUAAGGUCAUCAUUAAGGUCCUUUUUGGGGUAGUUCUGCUGUCACUGAUGCAGUAGGUGGCAACUGGAGAAUGGGUUACUUUUGUGCCCUGUUCAAUGAAUCACACCUCCAGGGAAGCUUGACUUGUGCCUAUCUUCAAUUGGAGCAAAGGCCCUUUUGUUUUCCUGAGUGUUUAAAUAUCAUUUUAAUUUUGUUUAUUUGCCUACCGUGUCUGGAUUUUUAUGGUGCUGUCCCUGGUUGUUUGCUUUUAUUAGCUUAUUAGGCUUUGUCUGAACCCAGACAAAUAUUGGUUAAUCUUAACUAUAAUCUCUUGGAACUGAACCCUACAUAAGAUGUCCAUCUGUAUUUCUUAACAGAAUGUAGAUGGUGUCACUGAUUUUUUUCUUUAAAAAAAUAACAAUUGAUUUCCUCAUUUGUUUCAACAAGUUGUCAUUAAGAUAAAUGUAAGCACUGUUUACUUGAAAUUUCGAUUGUUUUUUGCUAAGUAAUUUUACAUUCUCUACUUGGAUUCUCAUGUUAAACCUUGGAUAGUUCUCCAGUGAGUACCUUGUACCUCUCUAACAUAAAUAAGUUAGACACAUACAACCCCCUUUUCUGGGGCAGCCUAAAGCUUGGCUCAUUGACUGUACUAUAUGCUUGGUUAACAUUAACCAUAAGUGCUUAGAUUCUUGCACACCAAUCCUUCGUAUAGACAGCAGUUUGAGGUACUGAAUGUAAGUCUUUGUACCAUCUUAGAGGUACAAAGCUGCCAUUUCAGCAAGGUAGGACUUUAUCCUUUGCCAGCCACACUUCCAGUCAGCUGCAUUUUGCCAUUGCCACACUAGCAGCACACCUGCUGGUGUGGAGGUCUAGCAGGGAAGGAAGCAGGUUCUUGUGCUUUGGUUGAUAUCAUCUGCCUCAUAAAGCAGUGAUUCUCCCAAUGUGGGCUUGGCCUGGAAAAAGUGUCAAGACAUGGGUGGAUUUUUAUGUUUGAUGUUAUAUUGUGUUUUUAUAUUAGAUGGAAGGCGCCCAGAGUGGUUGGGACAACCCAGUCAGAUGGGCAGGGUACAAACUAUUAGUAUUAGUAUUAUUGGUAUUAUUAAUGCUAGAAGAGCUUUUAGAGGAUUCUCCCUGGAUUUGUGAGGAUGGCUGCUUCUCCUCUGACUGCUUUGAUGACCUGCUUUGUUCUAAUGGUGUUCUAUAUAUGGUUUUAGGACAGAGAUAGCCAGUGUGGUGCAUUCCAGAUAUUGUAGACUACAGUAGUCAUAAUCUCUUACCAUUUGUGCCAUGUAGCUGUGGCUGAUGGGAGUUGGAGUCCAAAACUUUUGGAGGGCACCACAUUGCCUGUUUCUGUUUUAGGAAGUAUCAGAUAUGGCUUGCUAUCUUUUCUAAUGCUAGUAAUCAGUUAGUUCUGCAGUCCGCAGAUUUUUGUGAACACCAGCAAGUUGCAUGUACAUUACUGUAUGCAAGGAUCUCCGCACACCCAGCUGUGGAACAGACUUAAUAAUGCUGGAUUUGGGGUGAGGGUAGAAUACAGAAUAAGCUCACGAAGGUGGCAUAAGCUCAAGGUUUGGGAGACACUGGCAUAGGACUUGAGAGGCUAUUGAAAAUGAGUGGUUCGUCUGCUCUUAUUGUCAGGCAUUAAUCAGAUUUCAGUGGGGCAGGUUUUAAGUACAGUAUGUCAAAGUAGCAAAUCUGCAGGGAAAUGUCCAAAAUGAUGUGCUUAGAAAACUGUUGAAAAGUAGAUGCUCUUAAUAGUUAAUCUGAAGAAUGCUUAGGUGCACUGCUUCAUGGGUUGUUAAGUUUAAGUGAUAUGCUGAUCUUGUUGGACCAUAUGCUGACUGGGCUUGUCUAGGAGAGUGUGGAACUAAAAGGUUACAGAUUAAUUAGGCCGUAACCUGUGCUGUAUAUUGCUGAAAACAACACUGCUUUGUUGUUAUGUUGGCUACUGCAGCAGCUUGCAUCAUUCAUAGAUUCCUCCUCCUUCAGAAGUAAGAGUGCAUACAAUGUACAAUUCCAUGAAUUGAACAGUGUGUUUGUUUGAUUUGAUAUAUCUCAUUUUGUAGUAAGAAAAGGCUCUCAAAAUGGCUUGCAUAAGAUUUGCACAAUAUAGUCACAUUAUAGAAUCGCAGUAUUUUGAAGUAUAGUCCAUGUUUUUAAUUUUAUUGUUCCCUUCAGAAGCUACAGUAAACAUGUCUAAAUAAAACAUUGGACUAGAUGGAAUUAGCAUCAAGAGUUAGAGCAGAUGAGCCUACCAGCCUAUGUCCUUGGCUUCUUAUGUUCCCAUUUUAUACAUGCAUUGGAAGUUGGAUGGGGAGAAUUAUGUUUGGUCUAGCAUUUCAGAGUGAACCAGCCUAUUUUGCCAUUCUUUCACUGAUACAUGAAUCAGAACACUGCAUACUUUGCCAUAUUUUGCAGUGCAGUUUUGGUUCAGAAAAAUACACACAAAAUGCAUAUUGUCAAUGCAUUUUAGUGCAGUUUUUUUUAAAAAAAAGAAUGGACUUAUGAUUGAAUACAUAUGAAAGUGAUACUGACUGGAAAAAGACUGAUCUUUCAAUCACUAAUUGAAAGGCGCUCAAGGCAGGCAUCCCAAACUAAGCAGGUCUGGAUCUGGUUGGUGGCUGGAUGGGAGACCAUUUGAAAUCUGAUGUGUUCAUUAUUUUUUAAUUAUUAUUUAUUUCAUUUGUGAACACUUCCCAUGACACACCCCAAAGCAAUUUACAAUACAAUAAAAACAUGUGGAGCAAUUGCUUGUAUAAAACACACCAGAACCGUUACAUGUAUAAAACUUUUAUUAUAAAACUUUUAUAAUAAAAGCAAUUAAAACCGCAUAUAUAUAAACAAUUUAAAGCACCAGCAGAUACAUAAAAGCAAUUUACGUCCAAUACGGGCAGAACCUGGCAGCAGCAGAAGCUGGGAGAGAGACAUGCUUGAUUUCUGCUAGAAUCCAAGCCUGUGACUAGGGGAGAAACAAUAAAUUUUGGGGUGUUGUUAAUGCUGUAAGCCUCUCCAGCUUAUGUUCAGGUUGCAUAUAUGUGUAAAUAAACCAAAUACCCUAAAGACACCGCAGUCUCUGCUGUCUCUUAUUUCCAGGAAACCAAGCCUUGGGUAAGUGCAUGGAACCCCUGCCUGGAAUCUCUCACUGCUUGAAAAUUAGGGUAGUAUAUAAUAGUAUUUCCUUCUUCUUCAUUUUAACGUAUCUAUAUGGGUGGUUGGUUGGUUGGUUGUAAGUUGCUUUGAGAUGCCUUUGGCAAGAAAUAGUGGCUGAUCACCAUUUUUUUAAAAGAUAAAAUACAGAUACCAAAAGGAAAAAAGUCUUCUCUCAGAUGACUUUUUGAAUAAUGAAUGCCUUGUAUGUAUGUCAUACAUGGAAAAAAGGUGGGAUAUAAAUAAUGUACUCUCCAAAUCACAGUAAACACAGCCACAUUAUCUCAGUAUAUAGCCUUAAUUUUGUGUUCAGGUGAAGAUGCCAAGUUAUAUGCACCCUUCAUACUCCUAAAAACAUCUGGCUUGUUGUCUUCUUUUUGGUAUUAUGAGAACUUUUCUGACAGAAAAAAGUGUUUAUCCAGAAAUUUAGUCAAAACUUACAAGUGGUUGCUUGAAAUGUAUGCUGUUGAAUGGUGUGAUGUGGGCUAAAUGUUACUACACCAAAGAGACACCUACCUGCUUGCAUAUGAAUGAAAAGUUGGGUAAGUGUCUAAUAGAAGGGCACAGCUUUUUGUUUGUUGACCUUCUCACAUGGAAACAUAGAUACUUACAGUGGUUAUAGAAUAGAAAAUCCUUUUCUGCUUACAAUAUGAAUUAAUUUAACAGCAGGAAAUAAUAAUAAACUGAAAGGGGGAAAGUUGGCUUGAUUUUGAAGCAACUGUUCUAUUACUUCAAAGUGGCGUAAGUUGUUUAAGAUGCUGAAACAGCCAUUUAUAAAUCUGAAGCAAGUGUAGACAUGCAGUCUUCUUCCAGACAAAUUAUAUUCAUUCAUGUUCUUAAGGUUGAAGAUGAAAUUUAGAGACCACACAACCAGUCUGUGUUUAGCUUUUGUGUUGAAAGAUGCCAAAUACUUAAAAGUGCAGCAUUUCCAUAGGCAGAGUUUCUUUUGUACUCGCAGACGAUGGAGCCUCAAAUUCCAGAGGCAUUACAUGGGUAGUUUUAAUGAAUUAGUGUCUGGUUUUCCUGCAGCUGAUGUGACAAGCAGCUUUAUAAGCUGCUUCCCAUCGAUCCCUGCUUUCCAGCUCUUUUGUGUCUUCUGCUUGGAGGAAAACGAUGAAGAGCUUGGUUUCUACAGUAACUACUGCCUGCAGGCAGAUUUCUUUCAGGGUUCCUUUCAGUCUGUGCAAGGAUGCUGUGUUUGGUUUCUUUAGAGCUCUUUUCUUUGGUAGCCUUGGAGGUUUAAAUUUUAUAUGGUUUAAUGUUGCAAAGUAUGGUAGGAUUUGUAAUUGGCAAGUGAAGUAUGUUUUCCAGAAGUGGCUUCAAUUGGUGUUAGUUGCUGUUGGCCUGAAAUUAUUUUUAUUGAAAAAUUGCUAUAAGCUAAACUUGUGGGGUGUCAAUGCUUGUAAAAAUAAAUACAUAUAGUGUAGGGAGGAAAUUUGGUCCAGUCUAUGGAGGAGUUGGUUGUCCAUCUUAUUUUCAGUCUAAAUAAGAACUCUGUUGGAUCACUCCAACUCUCCAUCUAGUCCAGCAUUCUGCUUCCAGAGGCCAGAUGUUUCUAGGAAGCUCACAGUUAGGGCUUCAGUUAGGGCUACCCUUCCCUGCUGCCUGUCCUCAACAUCUGGUAUAGUGCCUCUGAACCUGAGUCCGUUUGCUUGUCAUAGAAUCAUAGAAUUGUAGAGUUGGAAGUGACCCUGAGGGUCAUCUAGCCCAACCCCCUGCAAUGCAGGAAUCUCAACACAUGGUCCCCCAUCCCAUUUGAAACCGUUCACAACCCUGCUGGUUUUGCAAAUGUGCUAGCAGCUUUAUUGUUGCACCACUAGGAAAAUAUAGCUAAUAUCUUUUUAUAGACUUCACUUCCACGAUUUUGUCUUAAUUCCCUUUUAAAGCCAUCUGACACAGUAUUACCAUUGCCGUAGUUAAGCACUGUGAAAAGCACUGUCAUCCAUCUUGAACCUACCCUGAUUCACUGAGUAACCUAGAGUUCUAGUACUAUGAGAAGGAGAUUUUUUUGGGGGGUGGGGUAUGCUUUUCAUUAUUUGUUACCUUCGUAGGUGUUCCAAUCACUGGAUUGUUUUGGUUUCUGAUUUCUGUACCUUUGUAACUGUGUAAUAUAUAUUGGAGAUAUCCUUUGAAAUAUUCAGAUAAGAAAGCUAUUUUGUGUGAAUGUGUAUGUAUUUAUAUUAUUGACUAAUGUGGAUAACGAUUAAUUAUAGCUUUAACAAACAAAGUCUAUGUCCCUGAAAGAGCAGAUUUCAAAAUGUAUCAGGAAUAAAGAACACAGCAUUUCUAUACAGUUAUUUCUUCCUCCACCCCAUGACAUUCAACUGUUUGAAGCAGCCCCUGGUUGUCAGAGUUAUCUCAGCUGAACAAGUUGGUUGGAAUCCUGCCAUACUGUAGGAUCACAACUUGCACACAUUUAACUUGCACAAUCACAGUUCUAUGCGCUUGGCAACUGGCCAGCUGAUAUCACACAAAUUAAAUGCAUGCGAGGCGGAGAGUUUAAAAGCUGUAAGAUUUUUCAUGUAGAAGUGGUUCUAGGGGGUUGUUCUGACUAGAUGUGAUUUCAGUUUUACACACUACCCCUCCACCCAGAAUAUAACAUACACACCCCAAGACGCUAUGUACUGUAUUUUGAAAUUUUCUCCAGAAACUAGAGAAAAGGACAGUAACCUAAAAAAAGAAAGAAAAAGAAGAGUUCUUGAGGUUUUUAAUGUAUGCCCUUUUAUGAAGUGUGGAUCGUUUCCUAACCAAUUUUAGGUCAGUGUGUAGGACUAAGGCUUUUGAUUCAAACCUAGCUUUUCAUGAUACUAUGCUAUUUCUGUGAAUGCUAGUUUUGGUCUUUAUAUGUGUGUUUAGUUCUCUGUGUUAAGACUUUUUAGAAACUGCAAAUAGUAAUUGCUCAUUUUGUAACUUGAAAUAACACUUUACAAUUAACAUUUUAUUAGAGUAAAGUAAUACUGAUGAAAUUAUGCAAAUAAAAAUUUAUACUCUUCCAAUUAAUAAGUGCAUUUUGUUUUUAUUUUGCAGAUGUACAUUCAGGUUUCCCAGCACAAACAUCAAGAUAACAUUUACAGCUUUAUCCAAUGAAAAAAGAGAAAAACAGGAGUCCCCGCAGUCCCCAGUGAAACCUGUGCAACCCCAGAUCUCUCCCCUAACAAUAAACAUUCCAGACAACAUGGCUCACCUGAUCAGCCCUCUCCCUUCUCCCACAGGAACCAUCAGGUAUUUAGACAUUGUGAUACUGCAUGCACAAUUAAUAUAGGACCACAGAAUUUAAUACGAAGUAAUACAUCACUUGAAGUUUUCAUUUGUGCAAUAAUACCUGGAGCUCAGCUCAACUUGGGAAUAAACUGUAGACUUGCACGUUCUCUUCAGCCGCCUAAUUGUGCUGGUCUUACUUGAAUUUACAGUACUAUGGAUUGCUCAAGGCCAAACUAGAGGUGAUGGUUUCAGACACAUAUUUUUCAUUGUGGGUUUGCCCCAAUUAUAUAUAAAGUAGGUAAGAGAGGAUGCCCUUUGCUUACCUUGAUAGUACGCCCAUGGGGCAAGACAGUACCAUGGAAAGCUCCAAGUGAGCAAACUAACUACAAAAGCUAGGAUUGAACUAAAUCCUUUUAUGUCUGCAGAUCAGCUUCCAAAGCACUUUCUCUUCCUUAAGGUGUAGAAGACCUUAAAGCAGCAGGACUCUUAGCUUGAAGCCCAGCAUUCUUCCUUUUCCACUCAUAACACUUUUCUCUGGGCUAACUGCCUGUAGUGAUGGGUGGGCCAACAUGGUGAUUUGGGUUCCUGUCAUGAAGAGAGUUACUUCCUUGGGUGGGUUCAGGCUUUUGAGCUUCAGGCUCUGGAGGAUCCAAGCCAAGUAUUUCUGGUUCAAGGGUUCAGAUCUAAACCACUGUGGCCUGGGCCAGUCUCCAGCACCUUUACUUUUGGUGCUGCUAGUUUGAUGGAUUAGGAAGACGCUAACAAGAGUGUGGGUGCUGACAAAUGGUUCAAUUUUAAGAGGAAGAGAGGCAUGCUGGUGAGUGGUCUGAAUACCUUCCAGGAUCACUUAACUUCUUGCAGCCACUACCCUCCAGUGCUUUUUCUCCCAGCCAGGCUUGCUUCUGCUACUGGAGCCUGGCUGAGAGAACAAUUGGAAUGGUUGAGAGCAGGGAGUUUUAACGGUGGAAAUGGAAGGAAGGUUCUGCAGUUCCCACUCACAUGCCCCCUUUGCUCCUAAACUACAUGAUUGGGGGAAAUCUGCAUGUAAAAGGAGAGGUCUGCUGCUGUUGUGUCUAGUUUGGCUUUCAAUAUGUGAGUGUUUAGAAAUUGUCAGACUUGGAACAUUUUGUGAACCAAUGAUUCAUACCUGCUGGGAUUCCUGGGAAUAUUAGAUUGAGUUUAAGAACCAUGAUAAAUGUUGACUAUGUAGUAACCUAAUACAGUGGUGCCUCGCAAGACGAAAUUAAUCCGUUCCGCGAGUCUCUUCGUCUUGCGGUUUUUUCGUCUUGCGAAGCACGGCUAUUAGCGGCUUAGCGGCUAUUAACGGCUUAGCGGCUUAGCGGCCAUUAACAGCUUAGCGGCUUUAAGAAAAAGGAAACAAACUCGCAAGAACUCGCAAGACGUUUUGUCUUGCGAAGCAAGCCCAUAGGGAAAUUCGUCUUGCGGAACGACUCAAAAAACGGAAAACCUUUUCAUCUUGCGCGUUUUUCGUCUUGCGAGGCAUUCGUCUUGCGAGGUACCACUGUAGCUGGUUUUAUAUGGGUGGUGGGCAUGCUCAAAGUCACUUAACAACAUGGACCAUCUCUCUAAUAAGCCAUCUUUAUUUAUUUUGUUUGAAGCUUAUACAUAAUUUGUUAAGUUGUAUUGAUAAUUCAGUUAAUUAAAAUGUGGGAAAAUUCAUCUGAUCUUUUUUAUAGCAGCUAUCUUUUUUGCCUCUAAUAAGUGCUCUAUCUCUAGUAGGGAAUGGUUGACUAAGAUGUGAAAAAUUGCUGAGACGAAAAGUCUUAACAGCACAAAUGCAAAGGUGUUUCUGUUUAUAUAAUGGUCAGCCAACACCUCACAAACAGGUGUUUCUGUUGUGUUGACUAUCUUAAUCUCUAUGAAUUCAGUUAAGCAAUUGCAUGAGUCAAACAACACAACUGAACUUCUCCGUCUUCCCUGUACCCCCAAAUCUACUCUGGAGAUUUGAGGGGGAAGCACAUGGGGGAGGAACGGAAGGGAAAUUCCACUGUGUCAUUCUGUUUAAGCAGUGACUUAGUUGGAUGCAAUGCAAUGCUGUGUUUUAUGGUAACACUUUCAAAAAGAAAAUACUAAAAUCAAAAGUAUUAGCUUAAGAAAAGUAUUAGUUCCAGCUUGCAUGUCCUUCUUGUUUUUGUUCUGUGGGAUUUCUCAGUGUCCCUGACCCUCAGUGCCUUCUCCAGUUGGAGGUUGGGUUGGGAUGUGGGAAAAUGUCUGCCACAUCCCUGCCCUGGGUAAGUUUUGAGACCCUAAAGUAGGAGAAGGGGAUGAGAUGGCAGAGGACUCUGGUUCCUUGCAAGAGCUGAAAGUGAUCGCUUGUAUGGUCUUGAUCCUUUGUGAGCGUUCACUUAGAACACUUGCAAAGAAUUGAUCUCUUUUGGGGAGAAAAGUUGGGUAUACAGGCAUUUCUAAUUGCAAUUUAACUAAAUCAUUUUUACCAAGGAUGCAAAGGCAAUUUGGAUGUCAUUUGCAAAAUAUUUUAAGCAGCUAGAAUGUGCAGAGUACAUUUAAGAAUAUUUAAGUUGGUUUUGCACCACAAAGGUGGCAAAACUGUGACUUGAGCUGAGACUUUGGAAUCAUGAUUUGUGUGUAGUAGUAUGUUCAGUGAAAAAUGUGUGUGGUUGAUUUUAACUCAGACUGCCGUGUCUACAUAACAAGUAUUGAAUCAAAAUGCUUCUGUAGAUCUAUUACAGUUGUCUUUGUGUUGCCUAGAGUAUGUGGGCUGUAUCCAAUGAAGUCAUUGACUUUAAAGGAUCAUCCCUGUUCAUGCAGUAGAAUUUCCCCUGCCUUGCCUUUCCCCAUGUGCUCCUGUGCACCCCACAUACCUUUUCUGGGUUUCUUCCCAAUCCUCCAGAGCAGAUUGUAGGGAGGAGAGGGAGGACUUUUCAACUUUAUAGCAUUAAAAAUAGUAUUCAAAAUAACUUUGAAAACAUUACAAGGCUUUUCAGCUUUACAGCACUAAAAAUAAUAGUCAUGGCUAUUUUGAAAAUUUUUUAGGAAAGGCACUACAUUAUAAAUGCUGAAAUCUAAAGAAUUGUCCAUGCAGCAUUCUGUGCACAUGCUGUGACUUUUGUGUGUGUUCCCAACUCCUCUUCUUACCAUAAUCUCUCAUCACUGCCCUGCCUCCGAAAAAGCUACUCCUGGAGGUCAUGGAGAGCUGGAGUGGCAGUGAGGUUCUGUAGCUAAAAUGAGAAUCACACAGUGUGGUUGCUUACAGGCACCCUGGAGUUUUAUUUUAAAUUACAUUUUUGUGCAUGUGUUAUUUUUGUGAAAUUAUAAUACAUUACACAUUUUAUUCCAGUUGCUUUGUCAAAAUAAAGCAUGUCCAGCAGCUUCUGAGGCACAUAAAUAUAAAAUCACAUUGGUUGAUUCUUGGUAUCAAAACAAACAUUCGUCCAUGCAAAUUCUUUCCUAUCAGAACAAAACAUAAACAACAUAUCUCAAGAGAAGCAAUUGUGACCAUAUAAUCUUUCUCAAGGGAGAACUGACUAGAACUUCUGUGUGUUACCCUGCACAUUUAUAUGAACAAGGUAAAAGAAAGACCCAGAGAUGCAAAUAUUUUUCAUGGAACUUUCCCCCCAAUGUUGAUACCAAACUUCUGUGUUUAAAGUCUCAAAAUGCAUUAAUUAUGAGAGAUCAAGGGUAAAUCAGGCUUUUAAGAUUCCUCCUUACAGCAUCUUCACAGUACUGAUUGGAGCUGCAUAAAUUAUUGACUCCAACUAUAUUACCAGAUAAGAUCUAUAUUAAAAACUAAGCUAAAUUGUCAAAGGUAAGUUUAAAUUGGCUGACUAAAAUGUGCCCUUAUUAAAUGGGCAGCACAUGUAAAAAUAAUAAUUAUAUAUAAGUACUUUUUUAAAAAAACCACCUACACAUGGCAGGCACCAUCUUAGAAAAAGCAUUCAUUUUCUUUGUUUAACAUAAAAAGAAUUACUGUAAUAUUCUAAGACAUUAUCUUCUAUGACAUGCACAUGUAUCAUCAAAUGACCUUUUUUUCUCUUCAAAACUAUUUGUUGUCUUAGACAAAUUUAAUUAAUUUAAAAUCGCAUGCUGUUAAUUUCCUUUUAAUUGGGUGGAGGCCCUAUUGAGAACCUGUAGGCAAGGGUCAAAAUAUAUAUAAAUCCCUGCUCCUUUUGCACACAGGAACUUUUAAGCUUUCCACUCCAUUAAGUGUCAGCCUCCACCCAGAAAAUCCCAUCCAAAGGCUGAAGAUCCUUUGGAGCAGAAUCUCACGAGGGACUGUUGUCAACGGAGAUACUGCCUUUCCCCCUGCACAUGAAAGGAAGCUCUUUCCACUCACACAUGUAGAUAGUGUGUUUGGAUCUCACCAUAGUGUUUGCUGAAAAUUAAAUGGAAGAUGGAGCCAUUAUGUGGGCUUAUUCUCCAUCUAAUAGCUGGGUUGGCAAUAGUUGAUUGUUGUCUGGAUAGUGAUCCUGGGUGUGUCUUUGUCAUGCAGGUGCUUUUCUAAAGCUGAUUUGUUUAUCAGUUGUACAUUUUAGAAGCUAUAUAGUCAACAUUUUGAAUGCUUUUAAAAAAUUAAGUUCAUUCUGAAAACUUCCACAAAUAAAGUUGAUAGGUAUUCAGUUUGAAAUGCUGAAAUAGGCCUAUAAGCCAGUACAAUUGUGGGCUGGGCAUGCAGCAAAACAGACUUCGAGAGCCAGUGUGGUGUAGUGUUUAAGAGCGGUAGUCUCGUAAUCUGGGGAACCGGGUUCGCGUCUCCGCUCCUCCACAUGCAGCUGCUGGGUGACCUUGGGCUAGUCACACUUCUUUGAAGUCUUUCAGCCCCACUCACCUCACAGAGUGUUUGUUGUGGGGGAGGAAGGGAAAGGAGAAUGUUAGCCGCUUUGAGGCUCCUUAAAGGGAGUGAAAGGCAGGAUAUCAAAUCCAAACUCUUCUUCUUCUUCUUCUUAACAACCGUAGCUCAGGAGUCAGUUGGUUCCCUUUUCUCCACAGGUUGAUCUUUCGUCUCUGUUGUAUUAUCUGAUCUAACAAAGUUUUUGGUAUUGUUCAUUGUGAAGAAUAAACAAAUUAUAUGUUUACUUAUAUCAUCCUUUUUUGAAAUCUUUUGAAUUGGUUUACUGCCCUUCUCACCAUUGCCCACUAUAUCCUGAAGAGGAUUUAGAUCAUUGUAGCGUUUCUUUUGUAACUGGUGUGCAUUACUGGUGUGUCCUCAGCUACCUCAAAUCUAAUCUACUGAAGAUAGGGAUAUGCACCUAAAACAAUUCUUUGCAUUCCUAAAGUUACCAUCCUGAAUGUAGUUCCUCAUUUGAUCUGACUGUAGUCACUGGACACAUGUGAGAGAUUUGCCUACGUGUACAGAUAUCUAUUCCAAACUAAUAUGUGACAGUUGGCACCUAUAUGCAACCACUUCCAUAUUUAACAAGCAAUCCUGGCAUCUAGCAAGAUUGCCAGAUUGCAGCCUGGAGACUCUUCUGUCUCUUUACAGUCUUGCAGUCAUGCAGGAGGAUGCAGCUGUGGCAUUAAAAACCAGCAUUUAGACCACUUUACCGCUAAAACAAUAAUUACCUCCCUCCCUCAACCUGUCAAGCCUCCCAUGUGCUGUUGGAAGAUGUUGCUUGAAGACCUCACAGCUUCCAAGUUGAAACGAAGGCUGGCUGCUCUUCACACUUGCUAGAGGGCAGCACCACAUUUUUUGAAAAACUAGGUAGAAUCAAACAUUUCUUGAUCUUAAGAGGGAUUGUUUUCUCUGUAUUGAGAGCAUGUGAGACUUCUGCCAAGAUGUUAACAUUUUCCUAAUCUAAUAGUAACAGGAAAGUAAAGCCUGCUUCUUUCCAUAUGUCACUCACUACUGCCUUCAUUGGUGAGUGACCCCUCUCUUUUCCCCUCAAAAAGAGCAUUCAGAUUUGUGAUGUAACCACUGUUUACAUGGAGUAUUUUCAUCAAGGCGUCAGUGAAUUGGCAAAUUUAGCCUCCAUAUCUUUUUCCAAGCACUAUGUCCUAUAAAAGAAACUGGAUUUGACAGUGUGAUCUUUUUACCUAGGCUUUGUCAAGGCUCUUUGUCUCACCACAUUGAAUUUUGUACUCCAUGUGUUUCAACUGAGCAGUUUCUUGUCCUACUUGUGUAGUUCUAAAUUUUGAGAUGCCACAUCCUUGUUUAAGGCUUGUCCAUCCAUUUUCAUAUAUACUGUUGUAGACACAAGUAAAGCACUAGACUCUGAAGAACAGUUUUCUAAAAAUGUUUACAUGUAAGUUCAAUUCCUUUAGAGAAACAUCACAUUCAUAAAAUAGCGGUUAAUGUUAUCUUUAUGAAAGAGAUCCCAGUGAUCCCUUCCCCCAUAACUACUAAAGUUCACAAUGCUGAGAGACUUAUAAGGGUUAUUGUGGAAAUGAUUGAGGUUCUUAAUUGCAUGAUUUAUUUUGUAACCAGGGGUGUUUGAUAUUUUUAAUUUGUGGGUGGAUAUACUCUGUAAUGGAUAUACUCUUCCUAUUCUACAGUGCUGCAAAUUCCUGCCCAUCUAGCCCUCGUGGUGCAGGUUCUUCAGGGUACAAAAUGGGCCGUGUAAUACCAUCUGACCUACAUCUAGUGGCUGACAAUUCACAGUCAGAAAAUGACAAAGAAGCAUCUGGUGGAGAUAGCCCAAAGGUAAGUUUGAUUGGAAUCAAUAUUGUAACAUUGAUUCUUGAGUUCUGUGUUACACUAAUGGAAAUGUAUUGGUUGGAAAAAGCAAAAGUAGCAAUAAUAACUAUAUGUGGUUUAGUAGUUUGAAAUAGAAAACAACAUGUAUCCUGUAUAUCUGUGCUGUAUUUAGUUUGGAUGCUACAGAAUGCUGUGAAAGUAUCAUAAAGCUAGAAGAUUAUACUUUCACAAUUUUCUUUUUUGUUGUCAAGUGAUUUUCUAAAAUAUCUUUCAAAUUAUAUCCAUUCUGUGUGUUGGAAUAUUGAAAAUGCUAAAGCCUAUAAAAGUUAGUUUCAAAAAGGAAAGGCAUCAAAUAUGCAACCACAGAGUCAAAGGCAAUGUAGGCAAUGUAGUCCAACUCUCUGCUUGAUGCAAGAAAUCCAGAGCUAGAACAUCCUCAACAGAUGGCUGUCUAGCUUUUGCUUGGAGACCUUCAGUGAAGAAAAGCCCACUACCCCUCCUAGAUCUGCCCACUUGGAGCAAUAGAGAGCAAGUCAUUGUCCUCUUCUGUGUGACAGCCAUUCAGGUAUCUGAAUGAGUGCUAUCUUGUUACCCCUCAGUCCUCUCUUUUCCAGUCUAAUCAUGCCAAGUUCUUUCAACCUUUCUUUAUAAUAAUAGGACUUGUUUUCCAAAGCAGCAGCUGUAUUUGUUGCCUUCCUCUGAACUCAUUCCAAUAUGUCUAUAUAUCAUGGGAAGUCACUGUUCUGAGCACUUCUGUACUGGAUCAUUCAUUCAUUCAUAUUUUGUUCGUUUUAAAAACAUCUCAGUACACCAUAGUAAUGUAGUUUUAAAGUUGUGGGUGCUGUAUUGACAAGCUUGAGUGUGUGCACGCUAAUGGAAUUUUGAUGUCUGGAAACCAUCCUAUGAGGAAUGCUUGAAAGAGCUGGAUCUGUUUAGCCAAGAAAAGAGAAGAUAGCAGUUUUCAAUAUUUGAAGGACCGUCAUGCAGAAGAUGGGGCAGACCUGUUCUCUGUUGCUCUAGAGGGCACUACUAGAGGGCAAACGAUCGAUGGAAACUGCAGGGAAGUAGAAUGCAGUCUGCUAAACAUUGCAGAAACUUUCUACUGGCGAGCACUAUCUGAUCAUGGAAUAUAACUGUCUGAAGAGGGCUUUUAUUUGCAGGAGGUUUUUAAGCAGAGACUUGAUGGUCAGCUGUCAGCUGUGCUAUAAUGUAGUUUUAUCCUACGUUGAGUGGGGGGCUGACUUCCAGUGUAUCUUCCAGUUUUGGUAUUAAUAUGGAUAUGGUGUUCCACUUGAGAUUGAAUAAUAAUAGUGCAGAAUAAUAUGGAAUGAUUACUUUCCAUGACUUGGAAACUAUGGAAACUAUUAAUGUAGCAUAUAUUCACAUUAGCCUUUUUUGUAUCACACUGUUGACUCAAGUUCCACUUGUGAUCAACAUGAGUCCCAACUCUCAAACACAUAAUAUCUCCCAAUGCAAAUCUAUUCCAGAAUUGUCUGAUAUUUUCAAGCUUUAUUGUAAUACACAACUGAUGUAUUUCUUACGUUACUGAAUGGAUAAGAUGCUGUAGAAAACUUUACUGUAUUCAUUUUCAUCUUCUUUUAUAGGAUGACUCAAAGCCACCUUAUUCCUAUGCACAACUAAUAGUACAAGCAAUUACGAUGGCACCUGAUAAGCAACUUACACUAAAUGGAAUUUAUACGCACAUAACUAAAAACUAUCCUUACUACAGGACAGCAGACAAGGGCUGGCAGGUAAACAUAACUAGUAUUGUUUUAAGUAAAAUAAACAGAAAACAACUUAGUUUAGUUACUACUUCAGACACGGACUUCACAGCCCCCCUCCUGCCCUGGUUAUAUGUUUAACUUUGUGAAAUAGGUUUUUGGAGCUUUGAAAAUGAUUAGCUGUUUCAGUAACCUAAAAUGGUACACUGGUUCUUUCAGUAAAACUAACCAUUUUCCCAUGACCCUUUUCCACAUAGAAAGGUUAGUAAGGGAUGUAUCUGUAGUAAUGAAUGAGGGUUUUUCAAAAUUGUAAUUGAGAAAUGAGAAAUCCCUAAAUGUCUGGUAGAUGAAUGUUAUGUAUGUAUGUAUGUAUGUAUUUAUUUAUUUCAUAAAAUUUAUACAUUGCUUGAUUGUAAAAAACCUCAAAGCGGUUUAAGUAGGAGUCACAAAUUCUGUGCCAGCUUCUCCAAAUGCUAUUUCCAGAAACCCCCAAACUGGAUUACUUAUCCUCUUCAUCUAAUAAAACCAACUUGAACAUGUGCUUUAGUUUUUAUAAUGUAGUCUGUAGGCAGCUAUUGUUAGGUUGCAGAACUUGGGAUAUUCCAGUAUAGCCUGGAGAGACACAGGGGAUGGGAGAGGAAAAGAGGCAGGAAUUUUUAAGGAGGAGGAAAAAAGAGGACAUGGAAUGGGAGAGAAACAGUGAAGUUUGAGGAGAAUUCUUUAUUACCAAAAUCCUUGGCCAUCCUCGUGUAUUUGUUCAUGCCUCAACAGCAUAUGUUGCCAGAAUAUUUCCAAGCUUUUUAAAAGGAAAAUUCAUGUUUUGGUUAUUAAGAAACUAGAAGGCAUUGUUCAGUACAUCCUAGGAGUGUAAUGUGAAGAGCUUGCAAGAUCAAGUCAGGGAAGAAGGCCACCAGAAUGUCAAAUGACUUUUCAGCAUGUAAAAUUUAAAACUGCUGUACUAAGCAAAAUUUGAAGUAUUUCAGGUGACAGAAGGUAAAAAUACAGUUGAAGCACCAGGAAAAGGCAAAACCAUGUGUUAAAGAGGGAGAAACUGCAAGACCUAAAUAUGUGGGGCUAUAUUAGUGAUAGUUCCACCGCUGAAAAAGUUGGUUAUGAUGGAAGGGUGACUGCUGUCAAAUGAAUAUGUGGUGACUGGAGACUGGUUUCACAAGGAGUGGAAACCUUUGCAUUAGGCCAUAUUCCUGCUUGAUGCUGAAGAGAUGGAUGAUUUCUAUAUAUUUUUUAUAUUCCAUAGAAUUCAAUUCGUCACAAUCUCUCUCUGAAUCGUUAUUUCAUCAAAGUACCACGUUCCCAGGAAGAACCAGGCAAAGGCUCCUUCUGGAGGAUAGACCCUGCCUCUGAAAGCAAAUUAAUAGAACAGGCUUUUAGGAAAAGGCGGCCGAGAGGAGUACCUUGCUUUAGAACCCCACUGGGACCUCUCUCUUCUAGGUAAGGAAUCAAAGUUGGGGGUUUAAAAAUACACUUUCAGAGGCUUCACCUUAAGUGUGACUCGUUCUGCUGGGCAUAGGGUAACCGCAGUCCUAAGUGAUCGCAAUGUUGUUAGAGCUAGAUGUAUAACAAUUAUAAAGGACUUUUCCUAAAUAGAGAACGGGUGUUCAUUGUAAUUGACUGCACUAAGGAGCCAUUAAAAUUUCUUCUUGAGGAGACUUGGUGGGUUUUGCUUCAUACUAAGGAUCUGUUGCCAUUUUGGGGGCUUGAAAUCCCCCCCCUCCAAAGUUUAGGCCGGCUAGUAAUGUUGUUCCUUCUCAGUUGUAGCCCUUUCGAGUGCAUUGCAGUUACCUCAAAACACUAGCUGUGGAGGGCUAGAUUCACACAGUGCAGGUAAUGUAGUGUCACAAGAAUCGACUUUCACACAUUGAAUGUUGUCAGUUUGCAUUAUUAACAUAACACCUGACAAGCUGCCCUCUUGCUCCACAGUUGCUGCUCAGGGAUAAUGCCCAGCAAGGGCACACUCUUCUUUCCCUUCAAUCUGUUCACUCUUCUGUAGUAGCUAGCUAGCAAUCAGCGCUACAUGGCAAGCAGCUCUUUUGAUUGCAUUUUUUUAAAUCAUUGGCUUGCCCCAUGGCUUGAGCCUUCUGGAGAAGUAUCCAUUUACCUUUUGGACCUAACCCACUCUGCUUAAAUCUGGGUGUGUAUAAUACAUUAUAUAAUAUUUUAAAUGGGUGACACCCAGCCGUGCUCCCCCAAUUGUCCAAUGAAUUCUGCUUGUACAAUGGGACUUCUUUCACCCCUCCCCCCAAAAUCUUCCCUUGUUCCACAGGGAUUGUAUUGGUGGCGCAGGGGGCAGAAACUUAAGCACAGAUUUUGAAGGUUUUCCUUAAGAGCUUCAUGUGUUCCAUCAUUUAACUAAAAUUCAUAGUGGCUAGGCAUGCAUUUCCGAAUAGAACAUGAACAGUUAGUAGUUUCCUAAUAGAGAGAAUACUCUGGUGCUGCUUAAACCAAGAUGGAAAUCACAGAAAUAUAAUUUUUUAACAGUUCCAUUCAUUUUUUAGGUAUUGUCUCAAAAAUGAUGUAUCUAAAAAUAUUUAAAGCAGAUCCUGUGUGUUAGAGAAGUAGGGAAAUCCAAGGAGAACGUAUAUGACAGAGUAACAAAGAUCAAGGUAUUUGAGUUAGGGAAUUCCAUAACUUUUGAUCGUCUAGGGUGCCUGUGUGCCUGCCAGUGUCUGCUUUGGUGCCCACACAGGGGCUUCAGCACACUGAACCUCUAAAUUAAGGCAUGCUGAAUAACUCAUUCAUUUUUAUUGACAUUUGUUUCAAUGCCCCCCACAUCCUGCUCCUUGUUCUGUGCUACUAUAGCAACCAUAGUCUGCUUUUGAAUUACCUCUGCAAAAGUCUGCGAAGUCAGGAAUUGGUAGUACUUCUCAGUCAAAGAGCUCCUCCUUGUGGAAAGUAUAUGUAUUAAAUGGUUUUUGAGGCUGACUACUCAUCGUAGCUGUCAAUUCUCAAUCUGAAAGUGGCUGCUUUUGUUCUUCAUUUGCAGAAGUGCCCCAGCUUCCCCUAAUCACUCUGGAGUGUUAUCUGCUCACUCGAGUGGUGUGCAGACCCCAGAGAGCCUGUCAAGGGAAGGGUCACCUGUCCCAAUGGAACCUGAGCCGAGUACUAUCCAGCCAAAAUUAGCAGUAAUACAAGAAGCACGAUUUGCACAGAGUGCCCCAGGUGAAAUAUUCAUAUAGUGUUCAUGUAUUUAAUAUGCAUAUUAAAACUGUACCAAACUAAUGGAAAGUAUAAUGUAGGCUUCACUUCAAAAGCCAAGUUUGUUUGCAGAAAGAAAUUAUGAAUGAAAAUUAAAAAUAUAAGUACUCUAUGCUUUGUGAAGGGCUAAUAGAACCCCCUUUUCCAAAUACUUUUAAGAUUUAUGAGUUGGGGUUGAAUGGAAUUGUCAUGCUGAAAUUAUGACAAUUGAUGGUGCUGGGUGGGGUUGAUGGAAGUUGGGAGUCUAACAACUUCUGGAUUUCCCCAAUGCUGUGUUAGGAGGUCUCCAAAGGGGAAAGCAAACCAAAUUGUUUCAUAGGAGCACAGAGAUUACAUUGGUGACCUCCUGCAAAAUGUGUUCAAGCCACUGAACUACGGAUCUACAACACUUCCAUUUUUUUGUUUUUAUUUUGAAAUGUAGUUAUGUUAACUAUUAGUGUUGCCAGUAGUUGCAACCCUCUCCUUGUGGCACAGCAACGUUGUUUUUUUACUUUUUUACUGCUGAAAACAGUGUCAGUAAUACUGAACUAACUGGAUUUACUCUUAGGAUAGCUGAAGAAACUGUUGAAGGAAGGAGUAGGCUUUUUUAAAAAUUCAAGUAAACAAUAUGUUCAUAGACUUUUGGAAAGCGGAUGAUUUAACUAAUUUCCCCCCCUGCCUUUUUUUGAUAGGAUCACCCUUAUCUAGCCAGCCUGUUUUAAUUACUGUACAGAGGCAGCUACCACAAACUAUGAAACCUGUCACAUACACUGUUGCAACUCCUGUGACAACAUCAACAUCCCAGCAGCCUGUAGUACAGACAGUUCAUGUUGUUCAUCAGAUCCCAGCUGUGUCUGUCACAAAUGUGACUGGAUUAGCACCAGCAAAUACUUUCACUGUAGCUGGACAAGCCGUGGUCACACAGGCAGCGAUGGUGGCCCAACCUAAGGGAGAACCUCAAGAGAAUGGAGACCACAAUGAAACGAAAGGUGAGAAUUUGGUUCCGGUUCCCCUUGGAAGUAAUACAGUCCAAAUAUUUUUUUGUAUUUGUUGCAAGUAGAGAAAACAACUACAUAAUACUGAUUUCUCUUAAGAAGUGCUAAUUUUGAUGCUUUAACCAUGAAUUAUUCAGUGCUUUCAAACUUAUUCUAACAGAUUUUUAUUUUUAUUCCCGCCCCCAGUUAAAGUGGAGCCUAUACCUGCCGUUAGCCAUACAACCAUAGGAGCUGCUAGUCGGAUCAUUCAGACAUCUCAGACGGCACCUUUACAGACGGUUACUCUAGUGCAACAGACACCUCUAGGUCAACACCAGCUACCAAUAAAAACUGUAACUCAGAAUGGAACACAUAUAGUACCCAUCACCACAGCAAUUCAAGGUCAGGCCAACACUGGUAAGCAUUUGGAGUGGUGUCUUUAGUGUCACAAAUUUUCUUUUGUCACAGGGAUGUCCAGUAUCUGUGGAUUCUUGAUUCUCAAAAUUGUUACAGAUUUGUGCUUAAUUCUUUAGCUUAUUUUGAGGUAACUACUACCUUGGAAAAUUAAGGGGUUUUUUGUUUGUUUUUUAGUCUACAUCCUUUCCCUUUCACGUUAAGUUAGGAACUGAUCUGUGAUACAAAGACCUGUGUAACUGUGCUGUGCAUUAGUAUUUCUGGAGGAAUGGCUCCCCAUCCCAGAUAGAAGAGAAGAAGAGUUUGGAUUUGAUAUCCCGCUUUAUCACUACCUGAAGGAGUCUCAAAGCGGCUAACAUUCUCCUUUCCCUUCCUCCCCCACAACAAACACUCUGUGAGGUGAAUGAGGCUGAGAGACUUCAGAGAAGUGUGACUAGCCCAAGGUCACCCAGCAGCUGCAUGUGGAGGAGCGGAGACGCGAACCCGGUUCCCCAGAUUACGUGACUACCGCUCUUAACCACUACACCACACUGGCUCUCAGAUAGCAGUCUGCUUUUAAAAUCAAAAGGAUGUUUCUGUUGAAAGUUAGGGAAUUGUUCUGUGGGAGAGUCGGGAACCACCACUAGUUAUGCUCAAGGCUUUGGGCAUGUCUAAAGUAACUCUUUUGAUCCCCUCAUUGGUUUGAUUCAUGGUUUAAUUAAGCUUUAGAUACUCAAUUAUCUUGGUGUUGUUUUAUUUCUUUCUCCCCCCCCACAUGCUGCCCUGAACCUUGAAAAUGCAGUUCUUUACAAUGUAUUAUAGUUACUUACUCAUGCUUUUUUCUUGGUCGUUUCACAAUCCUUUGGGACCAUCUGCUCCCGGUAGAAUAUAGACUGCUAUCCUAUUCACACUUUCUGGCAGUAAGUUCCCUUUAUCACAAUAAUGUUUUUCUUCCUCUUUAGCCAUGAGGUCAGCCACUGCAGAUAUUUUCACCCAUGCAAGAACAUCCUAGGGUCGUUCUCGAAUGUGUGCCGCAUCAAGCUUUCAUGUAAUACUAAAGCCAUUCGUGGAAUUGGGCUUCCUCUUGCCUUGCCUGCGUUUAAUGUAUCUCCAUUCUUUUAUUUUCAGCUGCUGCAAGUCCCCUACACAUGUUAGCAACCCAUGCAUCUGCAUCAGCUUCUCUUCCAACAAAACGUCAGAACGGAGACCAGUCUGAUCAGCAAGAGUUGAAACGUAUCAAAACGGAGGAUGGAGAGAGCAUAGUCAUAGCUGUGAAUGUGGAAACUCCACCUGUGGCAGUGAGUGAACAAGGCAGCCAGAACUAGGAACUUAAGAGGAAUAUUUCUUUUUAGAAUGAUGCUCCGUGGUGCCAAAAGGAGACAUUGAAACACCUAAACUAUUGAACAUGUUCUCACAUGGUGGGGAAAGGGGCCCUGUGACUUCAACUUUCAGCACUGAGAAAAAAAAACACAGGUGGCCUUAGAACUCCUUAAUUUAAAAAUCGAAACCAAACUGUCCAACAUCUUGUUCCAGAGGCUGUGACCCCUUUCCCCCCACUCCUCCUUGCCGUUCUGAAGUGACUCUUUAUAGAUAAGGAGAGAUACAAAAGUUGGAAGUCUGCAACUUUAAAAAGCUCUAUUGGAUUGAUUACUUUAAGGAUUGAGUAUCUCAGUAUAUCACAGCAUGAUAAGUACUUCAUGUGACUGGAUUUCAAACGAUUGUAUAUUCCUCAAAGGGAACAGAGGCAAGGAGCCAUUUCCUACAUCUUGGCAGCUAGCCUUUCAUAAUGACCUACCCAAUGCAGUUGUUGGUAGAUAUGCAGUAUUUUGUUGUUCACAUGUGGAAUUAGAAAUUUUUGAUGUGUACUUUCAUUUUAUUUUCAAAAUAAUGGGGUCUUUGACAUUUCAAAUCACUCCAUUUCUACUCCAGAAACUUUGGAAUCACACAGUACUUUUCAUGUGAAAUUUUGUUUGGUAAAACUGAAUGUAGGGUUUUUUAACCAAUGGAAUGAUUUAAUUUUGUCCUGUUAAAGUUCAGAUAAAGCUACUUUGUUACAUCUGCAAAUUUUCAUAUUUUAGCAGUUGCCUGAUAAAAUUUAAUCAGAUUUUAUUACCUUGUGUAGUGAUCAAAUGCUUCUUUGGGCUUGCAUGUUACUGAUUAGAAAUACAGUGUAAAUGAGCCGUUAACUGACGUUAAAGAACUGCUAUGAUGAAUUUGACCAGAGCUGCACUUAUCUGUUUCUCUUUCUUGCUACCUUUUGCUGUUUGUUACUUUGUGUUGACUUUGAUUGUCCCUGGCUUAUUUUUCCAGUCUAAAGUAAAACAAGAGUCUCGCUUAAUAUUGUGUAUGUUUAAAAUGGCAGACUGUUCUUCAUUUAGAAAAGAGAAAAUUCUUUAUCACAAGUCCUUUUAAAAAGAGAAAAAAAACUUGUCCAGAGGUAUAUCCAAUAUUUUUCAGCAUAAGCGCCCACCGGUAGAAAUUAAUCUGAUGAGUUUAUCUUUAACUUUUGAUGUCCUGCACAGACCUUCUGGGGUCUGCAUUAAGAGUAGCUGUUGAGGUUUUCUAACAGUGGCUACCAUACUAUAAUAAAUGUGGUUUUUUUUAAAGUGUGUGUUCUGCAGUUGAACAUUUUAAAGGAUACUUCUCAGAGUUGUGAUUGUAGAAUCCACCUUACAUUUCAGAACUGAACUAAAAGCUAAGACUGUUUUUUGUCUUUCAUUCACAUGCUGUCUUGUCCCUUCAUAUUAAGGUGAGUUAAAGGUAAAGACUGGCUUGAACCUUUGAUUUGCCCUUUUUUGGCAAUACCAUUAUUUAUAUAUAUUUUUUCAUUUUGAGAAGAAUCUGUAUUUUCAUGAUGGACUGAAAUGGCUUGGAAUGGCUUAUAUUUAGUCAGUUUUUGAAAACUGUUUAUCUGAAGACCAAAUAUGAGAAAUCUGUACCAAGUAUCAUGUUAACCCACACAGUAGAGCUGUCACAGUGUCGAUCUGGAUAAUACAUAUUAAAAGAUUAUGAAAAAAUGCUGUACACUAGCUGGAUUUAUAACAGCCACUAUAAGCUGGGUAAAGCAAAAGAAUUUAUGUAACUGCAGCAUUCUACUUUUUGUGCUGUGGUCACUUAAUUUAGAAAUAAUUAAACUGAAUUAUUGGCAAAACAUUUGGUUAUAAACCUACUAUUUCAUGAGUAUUAGGCAAACUGCUGCAAGUUUUUGAAUAAAAAAAUCUGGUGAAAUUCUUAAGUCAGUCAAAAUUUAUUCACACUUGGAAGUUUUCUUAUGCACCCAAUAUAGUCAGUGUAGGACACAGAAUCUUGGAGCAAGAUUUACAUUGCCGUCCUAUGCACAUCUGUCAGAAUGCCAUGGUUCCAGGUAAGGGCGCAUAGAAUGAUAGCCUUCAAUAUAAGAAUCUUUGAACUUACCUGCUGUUGAUCUACCCCUUCUUCCAUGGGCAGGGUACUCUAGAAACGCUUGCAUUUCCAUUCCAUAAACUUGGUUAAGUAAUGCUAUGCUAUUUGAGCACUGGGGAAAGCUUAGAUAUAACUUAAAAGUGUCAAAAUGCCAAUUGCCAGGGCUGAGACAAGUGAAACAGGAGGGCAUGAGUAGGAUAGGCAUCGGAAAUAAUAACAUAAAAUAUUACCAAAUACAGAAAUUCUUCCUUACCCUGUCUGCCAGUGGUAUCUUAUCUUUGCUUGUCUUACUCACUUUCCCUUAUUAUAUGUAAUACGUGAAGCUUUUACUUCAGUCGCCUUUGUAAACAAGUAAUUGCACAAAAAUACUAGGAUUUCAUGGAAGUGUAUAUUACGGCUCUCUGACAUUGCAGCUGUCUCCUUGUGAGACUGCUACUUGAGACCGGUGCUGAUGUCGUUUGCAGAAGAAAAUUUCAUGCAAGUCCAUUUUAGGUUUCUGAAGACACUUGGACCAAGUGGGCAAUUGCCUGGAUGAAAUAGCUAAUACAAAAUCAGACUAUCCCCCCCCCCCCGAGCAAUUUGAGUCACAUGAGCAAAUGCCUGCUAGUUAUAUCAACAUCUGAGUUUAUAUAUUUCCCCAAUGGUGUUGCACAGAAAAGGAGCUCUGGGUCAUUUCUGAACAGCAUGGCAGUCUCUUACCAUAUCGAUGUUGUAGUUAGCCGAUGUACCUACUAGUGUUUGGAUUAUACUACCAUUACUACAGUUGCUAAAAGUUGUUUCUGCACUGAACAGUGCUUAUUUUUCAUCAGAAUUUGACUUUCCUUUAUGCAUGAAUUAUUGUGAUUUUAGCUAGUGUUUUCCAUGGCCAAGGCUCAGGUGCAGAGAAAUGGCAUAUGCAUUUAACUGUUAAUAGCUGUUCUGGGUUGUACUUGUGUUUGUAAGUAUAGUGGUACCUCAGGUUACAUAUGCUUCAGGUUACAGACUCUGCUAACCUAGAAAUAGUACCUCGGGUUAAGAACUUUGCUUCAGGAUGAGAACAGAAAUCGUGCUCCGGCGGCGCGGCAGCAGCAGGAGACCCCAUUAGCUAAAGUGGUGCUUCAGGUUAAGAACAGUUUCAGGUUGAGAACAGACCUCCGGAACAAAUUAAGUACUUAACCUAAGGUAGCACCGUAGACUAAUAGGCAUUUAUUUCAAAACCAGUCAGAUAAGCCCCUAAUGUAGAGGAAGGUCCAUCCAAUCUUGUUUCAUGUGCUGUGGGAGGAGACCUCUCAACUCAUUUUAACAGUGACAGGAGAAGGUUAAUCUGUCAAGUGGGAAUAUGGCAUUGGUGAGAAAGGAGGCAUGCAUGCACACAAAUGUUACAUUUAAGUUUCUUUUCCUGAACAUUCAUAGGAUGGUGGAGCAAUAGUGUAUUACAUUAUAAGCUUUCAAACAAGUCUACUUUGGUAGAUAAUAUUAUCCUAGGGUUGGCAGAGGUAGGCAUGUGUGUGUGUAUCCUUAUAGACAAUAUGCAAUAUGCAUAACAGUGAGGAUCAUGGAAGAUGAAAUACAGAAGACUGAGCAUUUUUAAGUCGUAAAUGUGUGUGAAGUAAAUGCUGUUACAAUUGACAAACUAGUGUUAAUAAUAACUACUGGGAUUUUUUAAAAAUGUUACCUUACG